Messenger RNA from Trichoderma harzianum CBS 226.95, 570 nucleotides. RefSeq lists its product as hypothetical. The record is from RefSeq and is a predicted model, not a curated record. NCBI's taxonomy places the organism in Eukaryota, Fungi, Ascomycota, Sordariomycetes, Hypocreales, Hypocreaceae. Bases 222 to 419 code for a protein of 65 amino acids. The transcript is spliced from 2 exons.
CCAUCUCAAUCUCAACUACAAAAGACAACCGCAUCUCACGUCACAAAGAGCCGCCAUCACGAUAACAUCGAUAUACCAGUGGUACUUCAUUCAAUGUACAACUAGCACCGCCUUCAUCCACUCCAACGACACCCCUCAACUUGAAUUCGAACCGCGAAUACGAAACCAGCACAAGGCUCGCAAGGCUCACCACUCAUCAUCACCAUUUGCCAUAUCUCAAAAUGUUCAAGGCCUACAAUAACCUCACACCCAAAACUCGGCUGGGCGUCGGCGUCGCAAUCAUCGCAUGGGGCGGCUUAGGGUUGUAUCUAUCUGACAAAGCCGAGGAGAAACUUGGAUUUACGCCAACCGAGGAGGACAAGGCUGAGCUGCGCAACUUGGCGCCCAAAAUCACUACCGUGGACAAGAGUCAGAGGUGAUACGGGAGAGGUGGCAAACUGCAAUUUUCGAGAGCAAACUCUAGAGAUCACACAUAUUCAAGAUCUCGUGUAUACCUAAGUCUGCAACAUCAAGCAUCAACUACAAAACACAGCACAUAUGAUGACAACCAAAGUUGUGAAAAGCCCAGUC